AUUUUCAAAAAAUUUGACCUCUGUCCAACUCAGCAUCCCAUCGCCCCCAACGCAUGUCUCUCCGUCUCCGUUCUGCUACGUCCCUCUCCGCAUCCAUCGCAACACAGAAAUCCGGAGACGGUGGUGGCACAACGAUGACAGCGACACGAAGAUGGCGACGAUGAUGUCCGUCGCACCUGCGACGACGACGACGAUGGAAUCCGCACUCUACCGAGCUCCAGCGAUGGGGUCAGAUCGCGCUGUACCGAGCUCCGAAGAUGGGGUGAGCCAUUGAAGGCGGUCUCCAACCUCGACGAACAACUCUUCUUCUUCCUCUAGUUCUGAUUCAAUGCGGUGGUGGCUCGAUUUCAUAUAUGUGACAAAGUCAAACGGCGGAAUUGGUGUGAAUUGCAACGGUUUGGGUUUCAGGGAUGGGGCUGGGAGGUGGGUUGGGGCUGUGGCAGAUGGAGAGGUGGUUGGGGGAGCUGGAGAGAGGGUUGGGUGAGGCAGGGAAGGGGGGUCAGGCAGGGGCUGGGCUGAGGCAAGGGACGUUCACCGGGAUAGACUGGAAUGGGGGAUUGGGGGCUGCAUAUAGGCUAGGGAGGGUCACCGACGGGAGGAAUGAGGGUGGUGGUGCAGCAAUGGUUGAGGGAAUCUCAAUCGACGGGGCAAGGUUUGGCAGUGUAAAGGGGGCUGGGGAAAUGGCUAGGCAGAGGCGGUGGUGGCCGGAAGCCGGAGAUGAAGCCCUGGGAAUGGCGGCGGUGGCUGUUGGUUGCUGGCGGCGUUGGGCGGUGGUGGCCGCAGGAGAUGUGCGAGGGUGAUGUGUCCGGUUGGUCACUAUAGGAUUGUGACGGGCCAUUGACGGUGGCGGCGGCAGUGGCCUGGUGGUGGUAUACAGUUGCGUUUGUGACGACAGUCACUUGGGGCGGCGGCAGUCACUAAUCAGGGCGGUGCCAGUCAAACGAGGGGGCGACGGAGUCACUGUCGCGGUGGAGUCACUGUGACGGCAGAGUCACUAUGGUGGUGGGUCACAGGUCACUGUGACGGUGAAGUCACUUUGACCGAAGUCACUUUGACCGAAGUCAUUUGCAAUGCAGGGUUUAAUUAUGAUGUUAGGUCAUAUUUUUGAAUUUUGAAAAAGAUGUCACAUUUUAUCUUUUUUAGUAAUAUAUACAGGCCAAAAGGCCCAAAAAUCUCAUGUUGUUUUCUGCCUUUUAUGAUGGUUCUGAACUUUGAAUAUGUAACUUCUUAUCAGUGUAGGAAUCAGUAUAC
Messenger RNA from Cuscuta europaea, 1251 nucleotides. NCBI's taxonomy places the organism in Eukaryota, Viridiplantae, Streptophyta, Magnoliopsida, Solanales, Convolvulaceae. The record is from the annotation of a GenBank genome assembly.